This is a messenger RNA of Prorocentrum cordatum, 3006 nucleotides long. NCBI's taxonomy places the organism in Eukaryota, Dinophyceae, Prorocentrales, Prorocentraceae. The record is from the annotation of a GenBank genome assembly.
AUGGCGACGUCGUCCACCACGCAGAAGGUCGAUGUUCCCAUUUGCAACGGCGAGGCGGACAAAUUGUCAAGCUACAGAUUCGAGGUGUCGAUGCUCGUGAAGUCGUUCAAGACAGCGGACCUGUACGUGUGUGGUCCACAGCUGGCGUGCCCGAAGAUCGACGAAAUCGACACGGUCGACCAAGACGGCAAGCUCACCGGCUGGGAGGCGGUCUUCAGUUUCGUGCUCGACAAGCUGGACUACACGAGCCUGAACGACACAGGCUUGCUGGCGGAGGAGUUCUUCCUGAAGCUGAACCGGAACGUGGGUGAGACGUUCCAAGACUGGGCCGCCCGGUUCGAGAAGAAGGAGCGAGAGCUGCUCACGCAGCUCAGGGCCAUAGACAACGACGUGGAGGAAGUCAUUGCGAAGCCGUUACGCGCGUGGUGGUUUUUGAGGAAGUCCCGAUUGACUCCAGUUUUGAGGGGAGAAGUCACAGCCACUUCCGGCGGUGAUUACAAUUUCGCCAAGACCUACAAGACGCUGCUGACUCGCUUUCCAGCGGAAGCGUUGGCCGAGCUCGACGGCAGGAAGAAGGAGGGAGCCUUAUUCGAAGACGAACCUGGACAUGACAGAGGCGAGGCUGGUGAUGAAGAAGAUGAUAUAUACGACGUGCUCGAGCAGCUGAUUAAUCUUGCCGACGAGGAAGAUGAUACCGAGGAAGAAGUUGCCGACCACGAAGCAGACAACGAGGUGUUUGCUCAAUUCCGACAGGCUGGCCGGAGCUUCAAGGACGCUCGGGACUUGAUGCGCCGGCUGCGCGUCUCGAGGGACUACUGCCCGGUUGUGGCGACCCGCGAGGGUGGAGACCGCCGCCCUCCUCCCCCGAGGCCGCACUCGGAGGGCAGGCCCAAGGGUGGUGGCAAAGGCCGUGGACGGUCUGACCGCGACCGGGACAUGUCGAAGAUGAAGUGCAUCAACUGUAAGCAGUUCGGGCAUCGGGCACGGGACUGCCCUGAGAGGAGACACGAUGGCGGACACCCGAAGAAUCCCUCGACCCACAACGGCUUCUUCCUCUCCGCCCUAGACGAGUACGUGUAUUUGCUGGAGCGCGACGGGAUCUGGGCCAUCCUGGAUAUCGGCGCGACCCGGAGUCUGGGCGGGGUGGAGAGCAUCGAGAACCUCAUGUACGAGAUGCUGGAUCAGCACGACGCGGAGUUCGAGGCACACGAUGACACCUGCUCGUUCACGUUCGGCGACGGGCUGCAGAAAAGCUCGAUGGGCGCCGUGAGCGGGAAGGUCUUCCUUGGACCAGAGCUGCGGGACAUCCGCCUCUCCGCGAUGCCGAAUCGGGUCCCCGCCCUGAUCGGCAUGGACAUCUUGACCGACGACCUGAAGGUGGUGGUAGACUGUGGUCGGAACUGGUUGGGCCUCCCGACCCUGGGCAACAGGACCUUCUACUGCGAGCGGCUCUCCAGCAAGCACCUGGCGAUCAACCUUUCCUCGCCGCAAUGGUGGAAGGAGGUGCCGCUCUCGCUGUCCUUGGGACCGGACGUCGUGGUCAACAUGGCCAAGAGCGAGCCGGAAGUACUGGAGAAGCACCUCGAGCCGGACAUCAACCUUUCCCAGGACUUCGAGUACCACGAAACCAACGAUGUCGAGCAAUCCCAGGACUGCGAGAACCACGAAACCAACGAUGUCGAGCAGUCCGUCCAGGCGGACUCAGCACCGGUGGAUGCGAUGCAGUGGCGCUUCCUCUGGACCUUCUUCGGAGCCGCCACCACCGCCGCAGUCGCUGCCGGAGUGGGCAAGGCCGCGGACGAGGGGCAAUAUGCCCAUGUCGCCGCUGGCCGGAGCCCCAGCGACUCCAACAACAGUGCAGCCGCAGGCCGGACCUCCAGCGACUCCGGUCUCGGCGCCGUCCACUCCAAGUUCGGCGUAUCCGACGACCUCGCCGGGAACACCAGCGUCGAGCUACAACCCAGCCGGGAAGUGUGCCCCAAGCACGCCGGUCUGCCUCAUCCCAGCGACCCCGGCUUCCGCGGCGCCGGCCGCAGCGAGCCCAGUGGUCGCGCAGAUCCCAGCGACGCCCCCAGUGGCGCCCCCUCGGUCGAAGUAUGGGGAUGCAGCUGCAAGGGCGGGAAGAGCCACCACUGCCUGAGGGAACAGCUGGAGCAGCCGGACCAGGACAUCCGGGGCAUGGCCGUGGCAUUACGCUGGAGGCGCGUGGCGUCGAAGUUGGCCAACAAGGACCCAGAGGAUUGGGACUACCUCUCCUUGCCAAGCAAGACGGACACGAUGCUCGACGACUCGGAGCUGCCGGACCUGGUCGCGUUCCAGCAAGCCCACGACAAGAUGAACAAGGACAUCUACCUGGCCGCCGCGGAGGACGUCCUCGUCCUGACUCGACCUUGGGAGCUGCAGUACAGGCCCAAGGUGGUUGAGAAAACGGCGUUCUACCCUCCCGCCAUGUGCCGGACCUGGGCCAAACACAUCCUGCAGAAGAGUGGAAGUGUGCGCUACGGCAUGGAGAUCUUCGCGGCCCUUGAUCAGGCCACCAAGGAUGACGCGGAGAUGGAAGAUAUCUCGGACGAGGAGUUCCCAGAGGGGGACGACACCGAGGAGGCCGAGGAGACAACGUUCAAGGGACUUGGCCUCGAGACGGACCUCACCAAGAAGGUAGAGGUCGAGAUCGAGCAGAGAUUGGCACGACUACAUCGGAACCUUGGCCAUUCCAGUAACAAGACACUCUACAAGAUACUCAAGGUCAUCAACACCUGGGAGUCGUGGAACAGCCACUACAGGCGACCGGCAUUACUUCGACUGGACCCUCAGGGGUGCCACUGGUCUCAAGCGGUGGCCAAGUGGACCUCGGACCGGGGCAUCGAGCUCUGGAUCGCCCCCGGGGAAGCUCACUGGCUGAUGGGCAAGGUGGAGCGCCGGAUGCAGUUGUUCAGGAGGCUCAUGACCAAGCUGGCCACCCUGGACCCCGAGUGCCCGGUGAAGGAGCUGAUAUCCUGGCCGUGA